UUUUAGUUUAGUUGCAAAAAGGGGAGGGAGAAGGGGAGUCCCAUAUUCCCAUUCCCAUUCCCAUGGCUGUCAUCACCACCUCUUAAAUACUGCUGCACUUCAUGCCAUUGCCCCAUUCUCCUCACCAACUCAACCUCUGAUUUCUCACCAUGAGAGAAUCAUCAACAACCACGAGAAUCGAUGACGAUGAUGAUAUUGAUAUUGCUAUUGGUAUUGAUAUCCAGAUUGACAAUGAAAAUAGGAUGCCCAUGAUGAAGAAGAAGAAGAAAGGGAUGAGGAAGAUGAAACCUGCAUGGCUUCAAGCUUUAAUGUCUAAUUCUAAUUUCUUCACUCCUUGUGACCUCCAUCACUCUCGCCGGAAGAACGAGAUGAACGUCUUCUGCUUACACUGUUGCCUCAGCAUUUGCCCUCACUGCCUUCCUUCUCACCGCUCUCAUCCCCUUCUUCAGAUUCGACGAUAUGUUUAUCACGAUGUGGUUCGGCUUGGCGACCUUGAGAAGCUCAUUGACUGUUCUUAUAUUCAGCCUUACACUAUAAAUGGUGCCAAAGUGAUAUUCUUGAAUCACAGGCCACAGUCCAGGCCUUGCAAAGCCCCUUCCAAUGUUUGUUUAACUUGUGACAGAAUUCUUCAAGAGCCUUUCCACUUCUGUUCCCUCUCAUGCAAGGUUGAUCAUAUGGUGUUGGAAGGGGCAGAUCUUUCCAGUAUUCUGUUCAGGUUUGACGAAUCAGAUUUCGCAUUUUCACAAUUCGAAGGAUUACGGAUGGAUGGCUCGGAAGUCACCGACGAUGAUGCCCAAAUCACUCCAAAUUUCGACUCGUUACAAUGCCAAGGCUUGUCGUACUCGAUUUCAAAUGAAGCCACGAGCAAUUCGGUAGUCUCACGGGAACCCGAGAUCGUGAAGAAGAAGAAGAAGAGCAAUGGUUUCCUUCCUGGAAUUGUUCUAUCCCUUGGUAGCCGGAGAAAGGGUGCUCCUCAAAGGGCACCACUGUCUUAGAAUGAACCAUAUGGAAAAUAAAGUAAAAUAAAUAAAGUAAUUUAGGACUUAAUUAAGAAUAUUA
Benincasa hispida (wax gourd) is the source of this 1059-nucleotide messenger RNA. Its product is annotated as protein RGF1 INDUCIBLE TRANSCRIPTION FACTOR 1-like. The record is from RefSeq and is a predicted model, not a curated record. Gene Ontology annotation, molecular function: zinc ion binding. NCBI's taxonomy places the organism in Eukaryota, Viridiplantae, Streptophyta, Magnoliopsida, Cucurbitales, Cucurbitaceae.